AUGCUUCAAUGCUUUUGGCGGGAGAAACAAAACAAACUUGUCCAGACAGGUUUCUCUCACUUUGCCUCUCUCUCUCUCUCUCUCUCUCUCUCAUCUCUCUCAGUCUCUCUCUCUCGGUUGCUUGAACACGGACAGAGGAAACCAGGGACAAUGGCGGCGGCCAGUGGACUGGAGCGGUAUCUGUUGGCGGCAAAGGAUGUGCGGGGGGCGGCUGGACCGGGCUUUAUUGAGCAGGUGACGAGUGCGCCAGACGUCUAUGUGUUUCAAGAGGUGCUGGAUCUACCCCAGUUCCAAGCUUUGCGCGAGAGUGAGCAUGCAUCCCACCUACAACUGCUCGAAAUUUUUGCCUACGGCACGCUCGCCGACUACACCGCGGCACAGGCUAAGCUACCAGCUAUCAAUGAGGCCCAGCGACGCAAACUCCAGCUGCUCUCGAUCGUCACACUCUGCAGCGCCCAGAAGGCACCUUCUUAUGGUGUGCUCAUGGAGGCCGCCGAUGUCCACGAAGUCCGGAAACUUGAGGAUCUCUUGAUUGCAGCCAUCGAAAUUGGCCUCCUCGAGGCCAAGCUCGAUCAAGCUCAGAGUCAGGUGAGCUUUGAUUUUCACCGCCACCAAAGCCUCGUGCGCGUCAUGCUAACCCUGCGUCUCUGUCAAAUGCCUUUUAUCACGCUCAGGUUCAUGUGCGCAGCACCGAGCCAAGCCAUUGCCAAUGCGCGCGCUGAACUUGAGACGCGAAUGAAGGAGGGUGACCGCAUCAAGGCGGAGCGCCAAGACGCCGACAGGGCGCUGGCCGAGUCUGUACGUUCUCAUUGA
Molecule: messenger RNA, 813 nt
Organism: Monosiga brevicollis MX1
Lineage: Eukaryota; Choanoflagellata; Craspedida; Salpingoecidae
Exons: 6
Coding region: 1-813 (270 amino acids)
Cellular component (GO): COP9 signalosome
Source: RefSeq, a predicted model, not a curated record